Messenger RNA from Oppia nitens, 7737 nucleotides. RefSeq names its product kinesin-related protein 4-like. The transcript has 6 exons. NCBI's taxonomy places the organism in Eukaryota, Metazoa, Arthropoda, Arachnida, Sarcoptiformes, Oppiidae. Bases 136 to 7737 code for a protein of 2533 amino acids. The record is from RefSeq and is a predicted model, not a curated record. Gene Ontology annotation, biological process: regulation of autophagy.
CAUGUGUUUGUCAUUGCAUUGAAUAAUACAUUGGAUUUAAAUGUGUUUACAAAAUCAUACCAUACUUUCAAUUAGUUGUUCUUCAGAUAUCAUAUAAUAUUAUUAUUAUUAACCAUCAGUUUCGGUGAUCACACCAUGAGGUCAAACAACAAGAAGAAAAAGUCGACACCGAAGAAAACACUUGUUAAAGAUAGCCGUCAAACAAAUGGUGUCAAUGGUGGCUAUCAAGACGUUGACGAAGAUGUCGAUGAAGACAACAACCAGAUUGUCGACCAAAAGAAGACGAUUCAAUCAAUUGACGAUAAGUCGGCGAUAGUCAACACCACAAAUGCCAAAUCAGUGAAGACCGGGAACAUCAACAACGAGUUGAUGGCAGAUAUCGCCGAAAAUGGCAAAUACUUUUCAGCGCUCAUCGAUUUUAUUCCACCGAAGAUCUACUUCGAGGGCAACGACGAGAUAAUGGAAUCGAUGGACAGCCAGAAGAAGCAGCGAAUGGCCAACAAUACAAAAUCUGGGCCAAAGGGUAAACAUUUGAGGUUUAAAUUGGAUCCCAAUUCAGACAAACGUGUAUCAGAUAUUGCUUCAGAGUUUUACGGCAAUAGUAAUGCCAACAAAAAGACGAAUAACUCAAAUAAAACAAAGAAAUUAAAUAUCAAUUCAAAAGACCAGAAAAUGCAAGAAUUAAAGCAAAAGUUGAACCAAAAGAUUAUUGAAUUAAAGUCGAGAAGAGGUCAGAAAAUAAACGCAAAGUCGUUGAGAGAAAGCAAAACUGAAAGAAAGAGAAUUAAUUCAAUGAGAGCUAAGAAACAGAAAGGUUUUAUCAAAAGUGAACAACAAUUGAAUGCAAAUCAGACGACAACUGAUGACCAAAAGCCCGACGACUCUAUGGAAACAAUAAUCAAAAACAAUCACAAAAAGAUUAAACGCGAAGUACAUGAGGACACGGAAGCAACGAUUCCUGAAAAAGUCAAAGAAAAGUUACCGAAAAUCUAUAAUAGCGACGGAAAUAUUGUUUACUCGAAGUUUGAUUUUUUUUCGACUAAUGAAUCGCUAAGUGAAACGAAAAAAUUGUCGAAAAAGAAUAAAUUAAAGAAAUUGUUGGCAAAAACAAAGAUAGAAGAAAACAAAUUGUCUCAUUUGGAGGCAACGGAUAGUAUGAAAGCUAAACAAUUCAAAGAGAAAAAGUUAUGGAAGAAUGCCAUCGACAGGAGUGAAGGCAUCAAAGUUAAGAAUAGCUCGAAAAUGAUUGAAAAAUCCAUUAAAAAGAAAAAACAAUUGAAACAAAAGAGCGCUAAGAAAUGGUCGGAAAGGAAGGAAGCGUUGGAGAAGAGGAUGAACGCCAAGAGUGAGAAACGAAAACGAAAUAUUGAUCAAAGAAAGACUGAUAAGAAAGAGAGGAAUAUUAAGAGACAGAAGAAAAAGGGACGCAUUUUUGACAUCACGGCCACAAACAUGAAGAAAGCGGUUCCGAUUCCGAUGGGUAUUCCUAAUGACAGUGCCAUUGAUUCGCGGGGAAAAAACUCACGAAUCAGAUGCUUGUCGUUAACCAUUGGUAUAACAAUUAUCCAAACCGAUUAUAGCGAACAUGUCAUCAAAGAUGAGCCAACUAUUGAUAAUAAAAAGAGCGCUUCCGGUGCCGACACCACCAAUAAAAAAAAUCAGUCCAAUAGUCUUAUUCUGCCAUCAGUUUCCUAUCCAACCACUUCUGGCGAUGAUUCACAAGAAAACACAACAACUGUUCGACUUAGAAGUCGAACUCGAGAACUGCCAAAAUUGGACGACAAUCCUACCGCCGGUACUGACCAACAAACAAGUCCUGGCGGACGGCGGACUACUCGUCCUAAAUCAUCAACGGACACAACAACACCGACUACAUCGUCUACUUCCACAACAUCGGCAACCGUUUCAUUAAACAAUAACUCUUUAAGAAACCGAACUAAAGCAUCGGAGCUUCGACUGGAACCAGAAGGAGCAGACUUUAACGACAAGACGUCAUCGCCAUCACCGAAGAGUUCGGCACCGAAACGGAUACAAAAAAUAUUGCAAACAGAAGAAAGUGGAGGACAUCUGGGCGGCGGCGAAGAUCACACAGAUUCGCCGGAUGUAGAGUUUAUACUUCGGGUUAAAACUGCCACAAAAGCCAAAGAAGCUGAUGAAGAAAGCAUUGCUUUUACCGAUACCACUGAAACAACUCUGUGCGCCAGUUCUGCCGAUAUUGAAGAAUAUCAGACAAAAAUUUCUAGUCUUUUGAAACAAUUAGAUAAAUCUGAAGACAGUAUUAAACAAUUGGAUAAACAAAACAGUGAAUUGCAGGCAAAAAUCAAACGAAUGGAAAAACUUCAGGAAAACAGAGCCAAACAAAUCACCGAAAGUGACAAACAGGCCAUCGAAAAGACUGCAUCGGAACUAUUAAAACUUCGUGGAAGAUGUAGAGAAUUGGAAGCAUUGAAUACAGAAUUAAAAGAUGAAAAGAAUGUCCUAAGAAUUGAAGUGAAAGAACUGACUCGAGAGGUGGAGGUUAUGAAGAAGGAUAAUCCUAAAGAACUCAAAGAAACGAUUACUAAUUUAAGACUAAAAUUACAACAAACAGAACAUUUGGUGGAGAAUUUGACGGAAGAAAAUGAAGAAAUUAAAAAAGAUGUCAAAGCUUUGGAGAUUGAGUUCCAAGAACUUCACGAUAACUUUCGAGAGGAUCAGUCAUCAGAAUUUCGUGUUUUGAAACGAGAGUUAGAAUCGUCGUCAAAGAAUUGUCGAGUUCUUCAGUUUAAGCUCAAGAAGGCUGAGAGAGGUAUCGAAGUCAUGGAAAACGAUAAAUUAGAACUCGAGAAGAAAGUUAAAGAUCUAUUGGAGACAACAAAAAUAGAUGUCGACAAACAAAAGAUGAAAGAAUUGGAAAAUGAACUGUCGAUUGCUAAAGAAGUAUCGCUUAGAUUACACGCAGAAAUUGAAACACUAAGAGAGGAACGGGUGGUUUUGGAACAACAGUUGACUGAAGGAAGAAAUCCAUCGCAACAAAAGUCGCUGAAUCGGUUGUCGACGGGUAAACUAUCGCCAUCGGUAUCUAUCGAUGGAAAAGAUUACGAACAAGUGAUCAGAGAUUUGUACGACACUAUGGAACGGGAAAAAGAUCUUCAGGAACAGAUGAAAUUUGCUGAAGAAGAAACAAGAACUUUACGGAAAAAAUUGUCGACAAUGGAGUCGGAGAAUGAGAUACUGUCGAUGCAGAUCAGGAAAAUGGUUAAUCAAAAGUCAAAGAAAGGUGGAGAUAUUGGCGACGACGAUACAGACGAGUUGAGUAUCGAUGAAAUGAAACUCAAUCUGGAACUCUAUGAACAAGAAAUGAUUGUUUUGAGAAGAAAAACGGAUGAGUUGGAACAGGAAAACGAUAAUUUCCAACAAGAGAUCAAGUAUUUACAGGACAAACUUGUGUCGCAACCGUUGGUCAAGAUAGAGAUGCCCGAACUACCGCCCGGUUCGCCACCAAAUGUCAUCUAUGAGCACAAGUUUCGCAUACUUGAAGCCGAGGCAAGAGAUCUGCGCAAGAAAUUAGUGGACAGAGAGAAGGAGUACGAAAGCCUGCGUACAGAGAUUGAAGUUCACAGACGAAAGGCGUCUAAAGUUAUUAUCCGAAGUAGAAGUUUGGAUUCCGAACAACAGGUUGAUCUCAAAAGACAGUUACAACUUGUGGAACAAGAGGCCAGUAUUUUAAGACAAAAACUUAUGUCUUUGGAAAAUGAAAACGACAAACUAAUCAAUGAUAACAAGAGAUAUCAGUUGAGACUUAGUCGAAAGCCACCGCCCGGACCGGCAGAUCAACUUCAAGUGGAAAAUAUUGAGCUCAAGGAUAAAAUCAAAGACUUGGAGCGCAGAUGCGAAAACAUUAAAUCAGAUCUGAUGGCCAGCAAAUCGCAGCCUAAUUUGAACUUUUUGAUGAGUGAUACAGAAAGUGAUUUAAUCAAUACAUUGAAAAAACAAUUGAAAAUCAAAGAAACAGAUAUAACUGAACUUAACGCCCGAUUAUCACAAUCGGAUGUUGAAUGCAAUCGACUUAAUAGAGAAUAUAAGAAACUCAAGGAAACGGUGUCCGCUAAACGGCAUCCGACUCGUGUGGUCCGAGAGACGGCCACUCGCGGAGAGUUGAAAGAGAUUAUUAAAGAAAUGGAAGAAGACAUCAAUGAUUUGCACAAUACUGUCAAAGGAAAAGACUUAAUAUUAGAAAAUCUGAACGAAGAACUAAGUGAAGUGAAACGUGAUCCGGAUAACCAUUACAAUGGUUCGGGUGGUGUCACCCAAAACGGUUCCGGCGUUUUACAAGUAAACGAAAAACUACGCAAAGAACUUGAAAACGAACGAAAAAAAUCCCAUACAUUGCAGAUGAAAAUGGAUUCAUUUAGCAAAGAAAAGGGUUUCGAUUUGAGUGCAUUGGAUAACUUGGAUGUAUUACAAGCCGAGAAAAAACAGUUGGCCAUCAAAUUGGAUGAUAUUCAAGAAGAAUUAACUCGUGAGAAAACGAAGAGCGAAGAUCUGAGCCAAAAGGUAAUUGCUUUGAAUAAAUUGCAAGAAGAGUUGACCAAAAAAUUUAAGACAAUUGAAAUGCAAAACGAAAAGUUUGAAGACGAAUGCGAUUCCACUAGAGAUCAGUUGAAGAAAAGUGAUAACAAUUUAAAAGAAAUGACAAACAAAUGUGAUUUAAUUACCAAAGAGUUAAGUGAUUUGAAAAAAGUUUCCCAACAAUUGAAAAUUGAGCUUGAUAGAGAAAAAUUGAAAUCAAAUGCUAAUAGCAAUCAAUCAGGUGGUGGUGUAACCACAGUCAUGCAGAAAGAAAUCGAUGAAUUGAAGAAAAAAUUAAAUGAUAUGACCAUCAAAGCGGAUAAUUUGCGAAAACAAAAUGAAGAAUUAGAUAAAGAAUUUAAACAGAAAGAGUUGAAACUGAAAGAAGAAACGGCAAAAAAAGUAGAGAUUGCUGUCAAUGGUGUCCGAAAGGAAGUCCACUUAGAGUUACAACAAUUGAAAGAAGAAACUAAUAAUUCUAAGUCAAAGAUUAGCGAAUUGAACGACCAGUUAGACAAAGCCAAUAGAGAAUUGAAAGAAUCAAAUGAUAGGUUAAGAGUUAAUACAUCUCAAGUACGUAAAGAAAGAGAUGACCUCCAGAACAGGUUAAGCGACUUAGAGUCACAGCUAAGAAGUGAUAGUAAACGACGAGAAAAGUUGGAGAAAGAACACGAAUUGACAAUUAAGAGCAAAGAUCAGGAAUUGUUUCAAACGAGAGAACGAAUUGUUCAAAUGGAAAGAGAGCUUCGGAAGAGUCAACAAAAACUGGAUAAUACUGAAUACGAAUCCAACAAUAAAGUGGUUAGUCUGGAGAAAGAUUUGACUAAAGAGCGAGAGGAAUACGAAGAGUUGACCAAUAAGUAUGAUUUAUUGGAAAAAGAAUUUCUGGAAAUGAAGUCCAGAUUAGUGACCGAAAAGGAAACAUUGGCUGAAGCCGUGUCCACAAUACGCAAGAGUUAUGACGAAAAACUUAUGGAAAUUAAAUCACUGAAAGAUAUGCUAUCGAAACGACAGAAAGAAUGGGUGAAAGAGAAAUUAGAUCUUCAGGAAAGGUCGGCAUCGCUGGAGUCUAAGGUCAGUCGGGCGUCAUUUGUUAUCGAAGAAAACUUAAGACUCAAAGAGAUGAUCAAUGAAAAGGAAAGUCUAUUGGAAUCGUAUCGAAAGGAAGAAAAACAUGUGAAGACGGAAAGGGAUAACUUAAGGAAACGUUGCGAUGAGUUGGCGAUGAAGAUCGCGGAUAUGGAAAAAGUCGAAAGAAUGACCAGAACUGUAAAUAUUACGGGAAAAGACAAGGAAUUACAAGAAUAUAAGAUUAGAUUAGAACACACACAGACAUCCCAUAAGGGAGAAGUGGCAGCACUUCAUGCAGAAUAUGAGGGAAGGAUGAGACUAAUGGGUGAUGAAAUCAAUGAAUUGCAGAGACAGAUAGCAUUCUUGGCCAAUGAAAGAGAUAGAUUUAAAGAUCAAUUAAAUAGAGAUCCCAGUCUACGUCGGGCAUCCAAAUAUAAAGAUGAAGUCGAAGAUAUAGCGGCACAAUUAUUAUCGUUGAGAUCGGAUCUGGAGGCGGCUCUGCUUGAGAAUAGAAAUCUUAAGAUUCAAUUCGGUACCGAACGAAGCGGUUGGCAAAUACAGAGCGCUGAACUCAAGACACAAAUCAAUCAAUUAGAAGAACGUAUACUUUUGGACACAGCUAGAGGUUCGACCAGAAGCUAUGUGAAGACUAAACUGGAGUUGGCCUGGGAUAAGGAAAGACAGGAAAACCUACGGUUACUACAAGAAACACAAAAGUUUAUACAAGACUUGAGAGAUAAGCUAAUGAAUACAGAAAAGGUUAGGGAAAAGGAUAGACUCGAACAGAGAAAACAAUUACAAGAUUUGAAGUCUGGAAUGGAUAGAGAGUCGGAGGACACACAUAAACGGGUCAGUGAAUUGCAAUUGGAUUUACUGGAUCUUCGAGAAGCGCACGCAAAGGUCAGGUCACAAAAUGAGAGACUUAGACGCGAGAGAAACGCUUAUGAAGGAGAAAGAGAGGAAUGGAAGAACACUGUCUUCUCUGCCUUUGACAUACAAAACAAAGCACAUGAAAUACUUGGUGAGAUCGAAGAGAUCACCAAAUUGAUUCCCAAUGAACCCGAUAAACCACCGGACAGUGAGACAACACCAACAACAACGAUGACGACUACUGUUGUUAGGAGACGUAAAACACAGAAUGCUAUCAAUAUUGUAGAGUUAAGAAAUUUGGUGACAAAUCUCAAGACAAAAAGUGACGAAAUAAAAAACUUAUCGCUUCCGACCAGAGAUGUCGAUAGAUUAAAGUAUUCGGUGGCAUUCAAGAGGACUAUCUCUGCCCAGGAUAUGCCUGUAAUGAGAGGUUCUUCUCAGUCAUUAUCUCGCGCACCACUUCCGCUGCCAAGAGAAAUAAUCAGAGCUCCGCCGCGACCAAAGGCAUUGGCCAAGAAAAGUGUGUCUCUCGACUACCAAAUCGGCGCAUCCGGACAGAGAGGUGCAUCUCAAGAGCGCAUUUGGGAAUCGGGAGACUCGGCCAACACUACGCCCACAUCCAGUGUCAGUAAUUUACGAGUUUCCGGUCAUUAUCGUGGAUUUACCGCUCUUAGUGGUUACGAAUCCGAUGCAUCCCAUUCCAGAUACACUCGUGAAGGCUCUUUUGGUGCUGAUUCAGAUACAUCACUACCAGCUGUUCCACAAUCCAAGAAAUCUCUAUUCAAAUUCAUCAAAAAGACAAGAAGUAUAGAAGACUCGACAAUUGGAGGGGGUAUUGCCAGUGCAGGUCUUACAUCGCUAGCAGUUCAUGGCUUCGAAGAGAGUCCUAUAGAGUUGGCUAAACAAAGACAAAAGAAAGAAAAUUCUUUGAAACAUAAGAUUUCGAAAACACUGUCGAAGACAUUCAGCAGAAGUUCCUCAUCUUUGCAGACAACAGAAGACAAAAAAGAGAAGAGACCGACUUCGCCGAAUCGGGCGCUUUCACCGACCAGAAAGUCUGGAAAACCAUCACCAGUACCUUCGGAUCAAGAAGGUUACAAAUCUGGUGCAAAACCAGCCCUAAGUGGUGUGACAUCAUCGAUGUCAACACAACGACCAUUGGUCUCCAAACUGGCAAUACCACCGUCAACACGACCCGUACCACCUCAACCCGUGUCGAGGUUCAGGAGUGAAACUAAUGUAUAA